GCGCAUUACAGAGAGUGAUUGAGGAGAAGACCAGAAAGAGAGCGUGUGCGCGAGAUCGAAUAGUUUAUUGCAAUAGCGACUGGAGGACUGGAUUACGCCGCUUUAAUCCUCAGGAGACUUUGUGGGACGUUUUGAAGGUGGUUCACACAAUUUCAAGCGCCCCAGGAAUUCCAUGGAUGUUAGUUGUUGCAUUUCGCCAAGGCUUUGUGGAGUUCUUCAUAUUGGAUUCAUCGCUCCUUUGCCGUCACCAUAAAAGUCACCUGUAUCCAUCUUUGCACCUAAAGGUUGUUCCAAUGCUCAUGGGGAACUGUCUGCUGCUGUUCCUCUGGUGCCUCUUAGACAAAAGCUUUGUUUCUCCCCUCCACUCUUCAUCCCAGAGCAGGAUGGGGCAGGAGCAGCACAGGAACAUGAUGGCACAUAGGAAACAUGGCAUGAUGGGAGUUCACAGAGUCAAGAGAGGAUGGGUGUGGAACCAGUUCUUUGUUCUGGAGGAAUACAUGGGUUCUGAUCCGCAGUAUGUUGGAAAGCUUCACUCUGACCUGGAUAAGGGAGAUAGUAUGGUGAAGUACACACUCUCAGGUGAAGGAGUUGGCUCUAUUUUCACGAUCGAGCCAAGCACUGGAGACAUCCAUGCCUUAAGGAGCCUGGACCGAGAAGAGAAGCCUUAUUACACACUGAGAGCGCAGGCUGUGGACGUGCUCACAGGCAGAACCUUAGAGCCCGAGUCUGAGUUUAUUAUCAAAGUCCAGGACAUCAAUGACAAUGAGCCAAGGUUCCUGGAGGGCCCAUACUCGGCUAGCGUCCCAGAGAUGUCACCCGUCGGCACAUAUGUGACGCAAAUAACCGCCACUGACGCUGAUGACCCUACUUAUGGAAACAGCGCACGGAUUGUGUACAGCAUCCUUCAUGGGCAGCCCUACUUCUCUGUUGACCCCAAGACAGGGAUCAUAAGAGUUGCCUUACCCAACAUGGAUAGGGAGGUUAAAGAAAUGUACCAGGUGGUCAUACAGGCUAAGGAUAUGGGUGGUCAGCUCGGAGGUUUAGCUGGGACCACAACCAUCAAUAUCACUCUCCUUGAUGUCAAUGACAACCCACCACGGUUUUCUAAAAGUAUCUUUCACCUGCGCGUUCCUGAAUCUUCACCUGUGGGCUCGUCGGUGGGGAGGGUCAAAGCUCAUGAUCUGGACUCUGGGAAGAAUGCUGAAGUGGAAUAUAGCAUCGUUCCUGGUGAUGGAGGCUCCAUGUUUGAUAUUUACAGCAAUAAGAACACUCAAGAGGGAACAGUCAUACUAAAAAAGCGUCUGGACUAUGAGACCAGAAAGGCCUACACCUUUAAAGUAGAAGCUUCAAACGCAGCUCUUGAUCAUCGAUUCCUACAUUUGGGACCUUUUAAGGACACUGCCAUAGUGAAAGUGAAUGUUCUGGAUGUGGAGGAACCUCCUGUCUUCAGCCGGCUGUCUUAUAGAAUGGAGACAUACGAGGACACACCAGUGGGCAUCAUUGUCGGAGCCGUCACAGCUGAGGACCUAGAUGUAGGCAACAGUCCUGUUAGAUAUUCUGUUGAGUGGAGAAAGGACUCUGAAAACCACUUUGACAUUGACCCUGUUGAAGGAACUCUGUCUGUCAGUGAAACCCUGGACAGAGAGAGAAAUACAGAACACAACGUCACUGUUGUAGCAACAAAAGUUAACAACCCGCUGCUGUCCAGCAAAGUUACUGUCACAAUCAAAGUGCUGGAUGUCAAUGAAUUUCCUCCAGAACUUGCCUUUGUAUAUGAGACAUUUGUUUGUGAAAAUGCAAAAGUAGGACAGGUGAUUCAGAUCAUCAGCGCCACAGACAGAGACAUGCCUGCUGUCAAGCACCGAUUCUACUUCAAAUCCCCUUCACAGACCAGGAACAGAAACUUCACAAUCAGGGACUAUGGAAACAACACAUCUGGAGUGGUGACCAGGCGAGGGGGGUUCCGGAGACUGGAGCAGAGCAUGUACCUGGUGCCGGUCGUUGUGGAGGAUGGCGGGUAUCCGAUCCGAAGCAGCACGGGGACGGUGUCGGUGCGGGUGUGUACCUGCGACACAGACGACUCCCUCAUUUCCUGCAAUGCGGAAGCCAUCUUCUUUCCCAUGGGACUCAGCACUGGAGCUCUAAUGGCCAUUCUGCUGUGCAUUGUCAUUCUGCUGGUGAUGGUGGUGCUCUAUAUGGGCCUGAGAAAACACAAGAAGAAGGGCACUCUGAUGUCUUCUAAAGAGGACAUCCGGGACAAUGUGAUCCACUACGACGAUGAGGGGGGUGGGGAAGAGGACACCCAGGCCUUUGACAUAGGUACGUUACGCAAUCCCAAAGGCAUCAAAGAGACGGCGCAGCUGCAAAAAAUAAGAUCAGAGGAUGAGCCCGAUCGGGCUAGUGCGUGCAUGCCCAACGAGGACAGCGAGGACAUCCGAGCCUACAUCCAUCACUGUCUUCUGGAGAACUCAACACCUCCGUAUGACUCUCUGGUCACGUAUGCAUAUGAGGGAGAGGGAUCGGUGGCCGAGUCUCUCAGUUCCAUUGAGUCCUGGGUGCUUGAACCCAAGGAGGAUUACAGAAAUCUCUGUGACUGGGGUCCUCGCUUCAAAACACUGGCUGGGAUAUUUAAAGAGCAUGAGUGUAAGGACACGGGAAAGACGGAAAAUGAAGCACACGCUGAGGCACUAAAUGACAGACUGGACUGAGAGCAUUUUCACACUCUCACAGUUUAUUUAUUUCAGG
Molecule: messenger RNA, 2745 nt
Organism: Sinocyclocheilus anshuiensis
Lineage: Eukaryota; Metazoa; Chordata; Actinopteri; Cypriniformes; Cyprinidae
Gene: cdh12a
Product: cadherin 12a
Exons: 12
Coding region: 177-2708 (843 amino acids)
Biological process (GO): cell migration; cell-cell junction assembly; cell morphogenesis
Cellular component (GO): adherens junction; catenin complex; plasma membrane
Molecular function (GO): cadherin binding; calcium ion binding; beta-catenin binding
Source: RefSeq, a predicted model, not a curated record